AUGGCCGACCACCCCCACCAGCUAGGCGCCGACCACCUCGAGGUGGACUACGAGGCGCUCCCGCAGGACGCCAGCAUAUUGGCACACCUCUCCGCCGGCGCGUUCGCCGGCAUCAUGGAGCACACCGUCAUGUACCCCGUGGACCUGAUCAAAACGCGCAUGCAAAUGCUCGCGGCCGGCCAGCCCGCCAGCCGGCUGGUCAUCGCCGCCAUCUCGCGCGUGGCGUCCGGCGAGGGCGCGUACGCGUUGUGGCGCGGCGUGUCGUCCGUGGUGUUGGGCGCCGGCCCGGCGCACGCCGUGUACUUCUCCGCGUUCGAGGCGCUGAAGACGUUCUUGGUCGCCCGGUUCCUGGCGCCCGGCCGCAGCGCCACCAGCAAGUGGGUCACGGACGAGAGCCACCCGUUGAUCGCGGCCGGCGCGGGCAUUGCCGCCACCACCGCGUCCGACGCGUUGAUGACGCCGUUCGACGUCUUGAAGCAGCGCAUGCAAGUGCUGGAGGCGCCGGCCGCCGGCACCCGCCUCUGGCGCACCGCGGCGGCCGUGUACCGCCUCGAGGGCGUGCGUGCGUUCUACCUCCUGUACCCGACCACGUUGUUCACCAACAUCCCGUUUGCGGCGUUGAACUUCGGCUUCUACGAGUACUCGUCCGCGCUCUUGAACCCGGCGCACACGUACAACCCGUACUACCACUGCGUGGCGGGCGGCAUCGCCGGCGGCAUCGCCGCGGCCUUGACCAACCCGUUGGACUGCAUCAAGACCGCCUUGCAGACCCGCGGCGUGUCCACCAACGCCCACAUGCGCACGGUCGACGGCUUUGCCAGCGCGGCCCGCGUGAUGUACCAGCAGGGCGGCGCCGCCGCGUUCACGCGCGGCUGGAGGCCGCGCAUCAUCUUCAACGUGCCGAGCACGGCCAUUUCCUGGACGGCCUACGAGAUGGCCAAGGAGCUCUUGUUGCGCGACUAG
Metschnikowia bicuspidata var. bicuspidata NRRL YB-4993 is the source of this 963-nucleotide messenger RNA. RefSeq names its product Fe(2+) transporter (gene MRS4). Gene Ontology annotation, cellular component: mitochondrial membrane. Lineage: Eukaryota; Fungi; Ascomycota; Pichiomycetes; Serinales; Metschnikowiaceae. The coding region runs from base 1 to 963 and encodes 320 amino acids. Gene Ontology annotation, biological process: iron import into the mitochondrion. The transcript has a single exon. The record is from RefSeq and is a predicted model, not a curated record. Gene Ontology annotation, molecular function: ferrous iron transmembrane transporter activity.